Nilaparvata lugens (brown planthopper) is the source of this 3483-nucleotide messenger RNA. Its product is annotated as solute carrier organic anion transporter family member 74D. The record is from RefSeq and is a predicted model, not a curated record. Gene Ontology annotation, biological process: sodium-independent organic anion transport; transmembrane transport. Gene Ontology annotation, molecular function: protein binding. The transcript is spliced from 15 exons. Gene Ontology annotation, cellular component: membrane. The coding region runs from base 395 to 2749 and encodes 784 amino acids. NCBI's taxonomy places the organism in Eukaryota, Metazoa, Arthropoda, Insecta, Hemiptera, Delphacidae.
UUUUCACUUCAAGUGUCGAAAGAUCUCAUCCAUUUAGUUUGUAGAAUAGUGAAUCAUUUACAAAAUCACAACACAAGCGUUGUUUUUUCAAAAUCUCCAAACAAAGACACAAUUAUGUAAAUUACUACGGUUUGGAUUCGCAGCUAGAUCAAUCAAUCUAACGUAAAUUUAAAACAAUUCAGUGAUGAUAGCCUACAACGUAUUAUUAUUUAGUAUUCAAUUUGAUCCAGUAGUGUUUCUGUCAGAUCACUACCUGACUUUGAUAUUGCAACAUAAAAUUUUUAUUGACGUGCGAAAAAAUACUCAACUGUGAAUUACUUUUUCCUGACAAAGUAUUUGAAUAGCGGUUUUUGUUUUUCGAAAAGUGUUUUUUUUUUCUUUUUCAAGAAUCAAAAUGAGUGGUUUUUCAGUAAACGCUGUUACAAUUCUUCAAGACUUGAAACAGAAGACUAAUCCGUUGAGAACUGAAUCAGUUAUUGGAAUGGUAUCUGGAAGCUUUGAUACUACUACUGGAGUCUUAGAUUGUGGGUAUAUCUGCAAUGGUUAUGUGCUUUGCAGUAGAUUUGGAAGGUUUGCCAAGCCUCGACUGUUUUUCAUCAUCUUCAUUCUACUGGGUGUUGUCCAUGGUGCAGUCGAGACUAUUCUGACGAAGACAAUUCUCUCCAGUGACCCAGUCAUUCCAUACAGAAUCACAAAAUGGAUAGUUGUUGGGAGUGAAGUAUUGCAGGUUGUUUGUGCCCUGCCGAUAGUGUUUUGGGGAUCGCGCAAGAGGCGGCCACAAUGGCUGGCUGCCUGCACGGGAGCACUUGCUGCAGCUGGCUUCCUGUUCGCUUCCUAUCUAUUGAGUGAAUACAGUGCCGACUCAAAACGCAGCCAAUACCGGACUCAGAAAGAUACGUUACUUUGUAAUAUUUGGCUCGACAAUAUAAUCCUAAAAAAAUGGAGCUGGUACUGGUUGACAGUUCUUGCAUUGUUUCUACUUCAUUUUGCGACCGGUAUCAGCAGGAUUGCCUACUGGUCUCUUGGUAUUGCAUAUGUAGAUGACAAUUCUCUGCCUCGGAGUAGUCCUUUUGCUAUUGGCUUCAUAUUGGCUAUUAAACAGUUUGGUGCAUUCACAGGACUUUUUAUUUCAUACUUCAGUACAACUAAUUUCUACAAUGGCUUUUGCUGGCUUGGCGUUUCCAUUGUUGUUCUGAUAGUUGCGUUUCUGAUUGGAAUGUUCCCAACAAAAAUGAUUGACAAUGAAUUUAGGAACGCCAGCUAUUCCGAUGAAGAUACAGGGUACUUUGCUUCACUAAAAAGAAUCUUCACUAACAAAGUAAUCAUCCUAAAUGGAUCAGCUAUGAUUCUGGUUUUGACAGUCGUAGUGAAUGCUUCAGCGAUAGAAGAUGAAUAUAUAGAAUCAGUUUUCUACGUUCCAUCAUCGUAUUACUCACUUUUCAAUUCAAUAUUAUCGUGGAGAUAUCUAUUCAGUAUUCUAAAGCCAUCAGUUGCAGCAUUUGCCAUGUUGAUCUCUGGAUGGUUGAUCCAUCGGAUUCGCCCGCGGUCGACCAUUCUGUGCAUCUGGAGUGUGAUGUGUUUGUGUGUGGCCGCCGCAUCUAUGUUUUCUCUCAUCUUUUUGAGGUGCUCGGGAACUCCUAUUCAUCAUGAAGAUUCCAGGAAGGACCUAUUAGAAUACUGCAACAAAGACUGCGACUGCAAUCAAGUGCCUUUCACUCCGGUGUGCAGUGAAUAUGAUCAAUUUGUUUUCUACUCGCCCUGUCAUGCUGGCUGCUCCUCGUCACAAGGCACUGGCCAACAUAGGGUUUUCUUGGACUGCCAAUGCGUAUCUUCUCACUCAGUCCGAGGAGGUCACUGCACCAGAGGCAAAUGCAGCAUCUUCUACUAUAUUUAUCAGAUUAUGACAUUGAUAAUCACAGCCGCUAUCUCAAGUGGCUUCAUUGGCUGUCUUGUGGUUUGCCUAAGAGGCGUAUUACCAACAGAUAAGUCAUCUGCGAUUGGUGUGAUAGCAAUUAUUUCUGGAUUUGCUGCAAGAGCUCCUUUCAAGUUUCUAUAUGACUUUGUUACAAAUUUCGGAUGUAUUUACUUGGUUGGAGAUUUAUGCAAAAUGUAUAAUUCUGAAAAACUUACAACCUAUUUUCAUCUUCUGAAUAUUUGUCUUCUUCUGAUAGCAGCUGGCAUUCUAUCACUGAUGUGCUUUUUGGUAGAGGACAUUGCCUUGUACGAGAGUGUCAUUACAAGAGCGUCUCGUAACAAGCAGAACGUAAGUGAACCAGAUGCAGAUGGUAGAGAAAUGACAGAUUUCAGGUCGCAACUGAAUCAAGCGCUUAAAAAUCGUAGGGAGGUCGCAGCUGAAGAACAGCAACUUCUCGGUGAAAGAAGGAGCUCCAUGAGUUCCAAACAGUUCAGCGAAAACGAUCCAGCUCCGGCCAACGAUCAGCCUCCCCAACAGCUACAGCAACACCAAAGAGCUUCGCAAGGCGUUGAAAACGGCAGAAACAGCUUCAUUCUCAACGAUGAAACGCCUAAUAGUUUGGACAAGUUACGUCCAUCGACAAGCAAUCAAUCCUCAAAUAAUAGAGACUCUAGGCCAAAAGUUCUGCCAAAGCCAAUUAUAUUGUCUAAGCCAUCUACUUCGACAUUCAAAGCACAAAACCUGCCUUCGACCUCAUCCAAUGGUCUGUCGCCGUCACCAACUCCUCAUCCAACUGACGUAAAGCCAGAGCGCUGUCUCACUACACCUCUUUAGCAAACAAAUACCAUACUUCGAAAGGAAUAUAAUAAAGUUAUAAAUAACUUUGAAGAAUUCCAUUCCAACUAUUAAAGAUCUUACAUAUAUUGAGAAAUAUUUCUUAAUACAGCCUGUAUUGCAAUCAAGUUUUCAUAAUUCUAAAUUCAGUCUGAAAUUAAUUACUCUAAGACGAAGCUCCUAUCUAGUCUACAAGUAUGUCAUACUAUGAAAACGUAUACGGUAAUCAUAACUUACUUGAAAUUUCAAUUAUUAAUCAUGAAUAUCUGUGGUGUUUGACAAUGGUACUUAUAUUACAUCGCCAGAAAUGGUUUAUAGUAGCAAAAAGUUUCAAUUUAUUUCAUUUAUAAAAAGUUUAAAUAGCAAAAGUUUUGUAAUGUUCAACAAGAAAUUUAUAAUCAAAGUAACUUUGAAGAUUCUUCUUUAAAGAUUGACUAAACGUUGUAUCAUUUCUUCUAAAGUGAGUGGAACCAACUAAGUUAAUGGAGUGUAUGAGCGAAUGUCUAAUACUGAUGAUACCCGUGUAAUGUAGAGUAUUAUGUAGAUUUUGACUAAUAAGAUGUCAUUUUGCAGUAUGAAAAUUGAAUGAAGUGAUUGAAUGAAUGAAUUUUGUACGAGAAUUGUAAAAUUAUAUUUUAUGAGAAUAAAACAAUUUCAUAAAUGUGAAUUAUGAAUAGUAGUCAAACCAGUGUGUCAUUAUAUUAUUCUAAUAAAAAUGUUUGUCACAUUUGAAA